AACAUGUGGCUUGUAUUUAAGACUUGAGUUAGCCAAUCAUCUACCACAUGUAACCGACCCGCUAGCUGAUGCUAAUAGCUUUUGUUGACUCGCAUGGAAUUUCCUCGACAGCUACCUUACCCAACUUAUUUUGGCGUGAAGGUCAAAAAUGACAAACCGGCAUUAGUUCAACAAUCACAUGUCAUCGCGUUGCGUUACGUAGUUAAGAGUGUUGUGUGCUUGGAGCCUUCCAGUUUAGUGUCCUGUCUAUCGGAUUUACGGUAGAGAUUUCACAGAAGAGAUCCCCCAGUUCCUAGCAUUGUUGUUACCAUCACUUUCUAGUGAAGGGGGUGGGCCUGUCAUUGAUGGCAAACAUCGAAUACUACGCAGCGAUUCUGAAGACUCCUCCGUUUUAUGUUUGUUUUGGCUUCAUUUAUGCUGAUGAGCCAAUAUGAUUUGAAGUUUCAAAUUGUUAUUUCAUCAUUGCUCAGAUUGCCCGCAUCGAUUAGUCGCUCGGAAGGCGAGUCUCCUACUGCAUGUUUGAUGCUUUUAUGAUGGAGUUAGCUCGCUGCUGAACUUGGCGACCUGAUGUAAUGUUUCGCUUGAUGCCACCAAGGUUCGUUUACUUGCAAUUUGCCAGAACCUGCCAGUGAGUAUGCAAGAUGCAAGACACAUCAUGCUGUGGAGGAGUUCCUGAGGGAGGUACAUAGCAGGGAGCAGCCUCAAAGUGCUGGGCUCGUCUCCCAACCUACAGCUGUAAAGUUUCUUAUGGCCAGAAAGUUUGAUGUCUCCAGAGCCAUUGACCUCUUCCAAGCCUACAAGAACACAAGAAUCAAAGAGGGCAUCAUUAAUAUAAACCCAGACGAGGAGCCGCUACGCUCUGAGCUGCUUAGUGGUAAAUUUACAGUCCUGCCUGGCCGAGAUGCAAAGGGCGCUGCUCUGGCCCUCUUCACAGCUCGUCUUCAUCGGCCAGAUCUCACCACCCACAAAGCUGUGCUUCAGGCCAUCAUCUAUCAGCUGGACAAAGCCAUAGAGAGUGUCCAAACUCAGAGAGACGGACUCAUAUUUAUCUACGACAUGACCAGCUCUAGCUAUGGAAAUUUUGACUAUGAGCUCUGUGUCAAGAUCCUCAAUUUGCUAAAGGGGGCAUUUCCAGCCCGUCUAAAAUGUGUCUUCAUUGUGUCAUCACCGCUUUGGUUUCGAGCACCUUUUGCUGUUCUUCGCCUGUUUGUGCGCGAGAAGCUGCGAGAAAGGGUGUGCACUGUGAAAUCUCAUGAGCUGGCCAGUCACAUCCCGGUCUCUUCUCUUCCUGAGCAUCUGGGUGGGACCUCCCAGUACAGCCACGUGGCUUGGAUUCAAUCCUGCAUUAAUGUUCACACAAACAGUGUUCAGGGUGACACGCAAGAACAUGACGCACACGACUGUGUGGGAAACCUGCUGCGCUCCUACAGUUUAGAGUGCAGCAACCCAAGCGCAGGCGCUACACUGUCUCACAGCCAUAUAAAUGCACAGUUAGGACCUGAAGUAGCUGUGGUCAACUCCAACUGCUACGACGAUAGCAAUGCUAAUCCACACAACCACUGUGGUGUGGUGGAGGGCAGGACUCGAGGCUUAGACCAAUACCAGCCGAGCUCACAUGCUGCUGCAAACAGGCUACACGCCAACCACCAACACUGGAACGGAUCAGCAGUGAGUGGAGUCAACAUGGCUGUCAGUGGCUCUGUGCCCAAUGCUAACAUGAAUGGUCGUGGCUGCCACGCUCCUCCUCAGUCAGACACACCUCCUGACACACCGCUUUCCCAGAAAGGUGAUGGGAGUGCUGUUGAUGGCAAGGCAGCGGACUCGCUCCAUAGAUCUCAGAAUGAGAACAUGGAGAAAGAGGAAGGGGUGCCACCGUUGCCCCAGAAAUCCUUGCCUCGCCCGCCGCACCAACCUUCCACUCAGUCCUCACCCCUGUCAUCAUCAUGGGGUCCUGAUGAUGAGAAUCGUUGCAUAGAGGUGUCUGUUCACAUGCCAGAGCCUGGAGGAAUGACAGUGCACGAGUUGGUGGAGCAUGUGAAGAGGAAGAAGAAAAAGGGGAUAUAUCAGGAAUAUGAAGAGAUCCGUAAGGAGCCACCCGCAGGCACCUUUGACUACUCCAAGAAACUGUCCAAUCAGAUAAAAAAUAGGUAUAGUGAUGUUCUCUGCCUGGAUCAGUCACGAGUGCGACUUUGUGAACUCUCUGAUGAUGAGGACGAGACAUCAGAUUACAUUAAUGCCAGUUUCAUGGAUGGGUACAAGAGGAGCAACGCUUACAUCGCUACUCAGGGUCCAUUGCCAAAAACAUAUGUUGACUUCUGGCGCAUGGUGUGGGAACAAAUGGUACUCAUAAUUGUCAUGACCACCAGGGUGGUGGAGCGUGGCCGUGUCAAGUGUGGUCAGUACUGGCCGCUUGAGGAGGGCAGGACUGAGCACUAUGGCUAUUUCAUGGUCAAGAACACACAUAUCCAGGAGUUUCAUGAUUUUAAACUCUCUCAUCUUGAACUCUACAACACACAGUCCGGAGAGACCCGGGAGGUUUGUCACUACCUCUAUGUCAGCUGGCCAGACUUUGGGGUUCCCAAGAGUGCGUCGGCUAUGUUGGACUUUCGUGAGCAUGUACUUCAGAGGAGGGACGCUGCAGUUCACAGCCUAGGAUCUAGUUGGAGAGGGCCUCCGGGAGGCCCCCCUGUGGUGGUCCACUGCAGUGCUGGUAUUGGCCGCACAGGCACAUUCUGUACACUGGACAUCUGCCUGUCCCGACUGGAGGACAUUGGCACAGUAGACAUUUGCCAGACAGUGCGGCGGAUGCGAACACAAAGGGCUUUCAGCAUCCAGACCUGGGACCAGUAUCACUUCUGCUACACUGCAGUCAUCGAGUAUGCCCAGCGUCAUGGGAAACUGAGUCCGGUGCAGUGGUCUGACUCAGACCUGGAGACUGACAGCGAAUAAGAGACAUGGAUGGAUAACUAAGCAUAUGGGAUAGCCAACACAAGACGAGAUCAUAGGAAUGACGGUGCGAGGAAAGGCAUUCUGGGAAGUUCUCAGGAGAACAGUGACUGUUCUGCCAUAAUAGAGAAGUAACAAAGAACUUAGAGGCUGUUUUGGCUGUUAAUAAAAUGACGCAGACUUCCACAGUUGCUCUUCUUUAACAAGCAGAAAGAUGAAGGACAUGAGGAACAAGAGAGGGAAAAAUACAGGGAGUGUGGACUGUGCGUUGCAUCACUCAUUGAGCAAGCUGCCCUGCCAUUUUCAAAGCCUCUCUUUACCUAGAAAACUACAGGGGACUUGGGUUGCCCUGAACCUGUCUUGUUGACAAGAUGAUGUACGAGUUGUAGCAUUUUUUUACGGACCUUCACAUGAGGAAUGACGAACCUGAACUUUAUCCGCUGAAGCCCUCCAAACCCCACCUUUUUUGUCUUUUUGUAUUUCUUGUUUCUUUUCGACUCUGACCAAGUCUGUGACUACAGAUUUCAAUGUGAAGGGUGUGGAAAGUUUAAACUUGGAAAACGUGUGUUUUUUUGUUUUUUGUUUUUUCUGUUUUUUUAUGUUGAGAGGAAAUGAUUCUGCAUGAGCAAAUGGUCCAUGUCAUUAUUUCUAUGGUGCAUUUUCUACGUGUGUUUCAUAUUUGCGCAUAUGUAGACUAACUUUUCAAAGCCAAAGUCUUCACCCUGAAUGCUUGGAUGUACUCCUUACUGAGAUAUUAUAGACUGAAGCCUAUGUAUAUUCUUGUAACAUACAUUUAUACAAUAUUGUGCAUAAUAACAGCCUCUUACAGAAGAGCAAAAAAGCCUUAUUUAAUGUAAUUGAUUUACCAUUGAAGAAACGUCUAUGUAGCGAGCCAGUCAAUGACAAAAUACAGAAGACUUCUGGUAUGAAAAAUGAUAUUUUAAAAAUCUGUGUGGUUUGUCAGGUCUAAAAACAUCUUUACUGUCGUUCUGACUGGACGAGCUUAAGUAAUUUGGCCUUAACUUGAUUCACUGCCUCAUUGUUCUCAGACCUAAAUCAUACCUGAAACUGUAACUUGUUUGACUUUUGCUUUAGUUCUUUCCAAUUCAGAUUAUCAAUCCACUGUUUUUUUUAUUUAUGAGGAAUAGUCUGCCUCAGAUAACGGUGCCUUCAAGUUUCAAGUCUUUAGGUUAAUUUCUAAAUAAUAAUAAUAAUAAUGAUAAUAAUACUCAAUAUAGCACACUUGCUUAGGGUACAUUACCUAUGGUAUCACACAGGACACCCACAUUUUGCCUCAGAGCCUACUCCUGUACAUAAUAUACUACUUACUAAUAACAAAAGUAGUGUGUUAUCUGGGAGUGAGCUCUGGUUUGAGAUGUGGAUAACUUAUCAUUUGACCUCAGGGGGUUAUUCUAGAAAUUAUUUGCCUAGUUUCAAAGAUCAAUUUCUUGGUUUGCUUCUGAUAAAUUAUCAUUUAAUAAAUAAGUAUCCUUUAUUCAGUAUUUCUUACUGUAUUGUAUCCUACUAUAUUUAUGUCUUUGUAAAACCUCUAAAAUAUUGAAUUCAGUGAAUGUUGGUACGAUGCUACAAAGAAAACAAACCAGUGAUUGCAUUUGAUAAGCUGAGAAUCAGAUGGGGAGUGUAUUUUUGUUGUUGUUAACAAUGAAAUUUUAGUGAAAAAUAUAUCUAAUCGUAUUUUCAGGACUGACAUGUAUAGGUGAUUGGUUCGGUUUAAGGAAGGGGGUGAGGGUGGAAGCAACAAUGUAUUCAGAGAGCUUAUUGUUGACCUCCUGGAAACAUGGUGAAAUUAACAACCUACCAUCUGGUAUGUAUGCCAAGGAAAAAGCAGAAAAAGAGCAAAAAAAUGGUUGUUACACGUUUUAAAUUGGUCAAGGUUUAUCAGCAUGAAUAGAGAGCCUUGAAUGUUUUUGGGGGUACUGGCGUCCAAGCUGUUUAGUGAAUGCCGGCAGAUUUUAUUGGUGAAUGUGGACCCUUCAUCUCUUAAUGCCAAAGGCCCAGGCUCACCCUAAAGAUUAUUUUCCUAUGAUACAUCACCCACACCCUGUCAGCAUGGACCCACGGGUGCAGUCUUGCCUUUGUGUACUGUACAGCACCACAGGAACAUUUGUAACCAUGAUGUGUAUGUACAAAAUCGUAGUGCGGAUAAGCAAGAGCCUCGGCUUCGUCCCCAUACGACUUUUAAUUUGUUUCAUGAGAAACUGUCAUCGGUGUUGAUUUAAUGUUUCUAUCUUUCUGUGCUUUAAGUUCUCGUGAACUGAAUUGAAAUUGACCUUUCACAUGCUGUCAACCCAGCUGUCCCAUUAAAGCGAUGAUAUUACUAUGUUGAAUGAAUAUAAAGCCAAGUGAUCUGUU
Molecule: messenger RNA, 5319 nt
Organism: Betta splendens (Siamese fighting fish)
Lineage: Eukaryota; Metazoa; Chordata; Actinopteri; Anabantiformes; Osphronemidae
Gene: ptpn9b
Product: protein tyrosine phosphatase non-receptor type 9b
Exons: 13
Coding region: 748-2949 (733 amino acids)
Biological process (GO): protein dephosphorylation
Molecular function (GO): protein tyrosine phosphatase activity
Source: RefSeq, a predicted model, not a curated record